UCUUGAGGGACGGCCUGUGUUGAGCGCCCAACCCCAGACUCCUUGAGCAGCUCUGACCCUGUUCGCUGACCAGACUGGCCAUGCACUGACACAUGGGUAUGUCUGUGGUGUCUAUGUGCUGUCCUUCCAGCUUCUGCCCCUGCUUCCCUGUGGGAAACACCCAACAGUGUUUUCUGUACUUGCUGUUCAGGCCAGGUCAUCAUGAGGCUUGUGGAAGGCAGCAAGGCCCCCCACCUAGGGCCAGUGCUGGAGCGGUGGAGGCCAUAUGCCAGUGGGAACCAGGAGCCCCACAAAAUGCCCACAGUUGGGUCUGCCCAUGGCAACAGCCAGGGCUCUUGCCAGGCUUGGUUGGAGGGCCCUGUGAGCUAAUUGGGCUGGCAGAUAAUCCUGCCGGCGCCAGCUCCUCAGACGUCCCCACCUACACAGGCCUCCUUUCCCAUCCCUUCAGCCACUUUGAGACUUCAAGCACCAUCUAGGCUGAUGACCCCGGACCCACACUGGGGGUAGCUGCUGACAUGUUGAAGCAAGCACACUUUGCCGACCUUGCCUUUCCCCAGCAUCUGGUCCUUGUCCAACGUGGCAGCACUGCCUCAAGACUACUGAGCCCCCAAAGCUGCCCCUGGGACACCUGCCACUCCAUGCUCCCCCCAACGAGGUGACCCGAGGUGCCUUCCUGAGCUGAGACCUUGAAGAGGACACGCCUAUAGUUUAGGGCUUAGUGUGCCAUGCUGGAGGACCCUGCAUAGCCAGGACCCAGGGGAAGCUUUGCUGUUAAGGCCUCUUGGCUCAAAGACGACUUAGCAGUGGUGCGCUACAGGGCCAGGCUCAAUCGCAGUAAUGACUACCACUGUCGGGAACUCCGAAACCCCAAAGAAUUAAGUGAAGGUGUUGGAGGAGGUGUCAUAGGAGAGCCAGGCCAAAGGCUCCUCCCUCCCUGAUGCCGCCAGCUGGUGGGGCGCGCGGCCCGCUUACCAGUGACCGAGGACACGCUGGGCUUUCACCCGGUAUAGCUGGUCCACGGGGCGCGUCCAUCCGCUCCCCAUGACCAGAGGCAAACUGGCAGGGCAGCGCGCUAACGACUCGUCGGGACACCCAGACUCUGAUCCCGACACUGGCCGCUGCCGGAACCACACCUGCUUCCGGGACGCUCGCGCCUUAAUUGGCACGUGAUGGCCAGGACCAUAGCGCUCUUGGACACUGCCCCAAGUGUCCUCCGAGGGCACCGGCCCCGGUUCCUGACAUCCCUCACACAAUGGGACCUCUAAUAACGGCCGGCGCGCAGGCCCAGGUCCAGGGCCUUCUCCGUGCCAUCCUCGGGCCAGGGAGCAGAGCUCAGGCACAAGGGGCGGGAGAUCGGGCGGAGCGUAGGUACAAGAGCUAAGGAUUGAGAAGAGCAGUACGCAGGCGCACGCGGCUAAGCGGUUGUCGUCACGAUGCGCGACGCAGGAGCUGGAGCGGACGCAAGGGCAGCUGGGAUCCUGGGGGCGCCGGGGGCCGCAGGCGGCCUAGCACCAUGUUCGGAUCCAGCAGGGGCGGCGUGCGCGGCGGGCAGGACCAGUUCAACUGGGAGGACGUGAAGACCGACAAGCAGAGGGAGAACUACCUGGGACUCGCGCUCCGUCCCGCAGGCAACUCACUGAUGGCCCCAGUGGGCCGUUGGCAGAAGGGCCGUGACCUUACUUGGUAUGCCAAGGGCCGGGAGAACGGCGCGGGGCUAAGCCGCGAGCAGGAGCUGGCUGCCGUGAGGCUGGCAGAGCAAGAGGCUCUCAUGGCGGCGCUGGGCUACAAGAACGUGAAGAAGCAGCCCACCGGCCUGAGCAAGGAGGACUUUGUGGAGGUCUGUAAACGGGAAGGCGGGGACCCUGAGGACAGGGGAGUGGAGCGGCUUCUGGGUCUGGGGAGCUCCAGUGGCUCGGUAGGCCGAAUGGCGCUGUCCCGAGAAGACAAGGAAGCCGCUAAGCUGGGGCUCUCCGUGUUCACGCAGCACCAGCGCACGGAGAGCGGUGUGCCCGGGAUUACCCCGGCUUCCGCCAGGAAAAAGCCACGGGAGGAGAAAGUGGAGCCAGGCCCUGAGAGCCACAAGAAGAGCAGGAAGGAGAAGAAGAAACACAAGGAGAAGAGAAAAGAACGGGCACACAGGAGGGCAGUCCCCUCUCCAGGCCCUGCUUCCUCUGGGCACUGCUCUGGCUCUCCGCUCUGCAGCCAGAAGCAGCCCAGGCAUGACAGUGACUGAGCCCAACCCCUGGUCCUCCACUUCCGUUUCCCUUCGUGUCACUUCCUCCUUGUACUUACAUAAACUCCUUUCAAGUAGAGCAUGUCUUACACUAAAGGGAAGGUCGCUGUCACGUGGAAACAGGAGCAGCACUGUCCUGGGGAAGUCCCAGGCUGCUGCAGGGAGCAGACCUCUGAGUUCUGGGGUGGGCUUGCACCUGGGGCACCCCUGAAGGGACUUAGGCCUCAGCAUCUGCCUGGGCUGCAUCUGUUAUUGCAAAGGCUUUUUUUUGCUUCUAAUUAAAAGAGAAAAAUGAUGUAUUCAGA
Manis javanica (Malayan pangolin) is the source of this 2538-nucleotide messenger RNA. RefSeq names its product chromosome 14 C1orf35 homolog (gene C14H1orf35). Lineage: Eukaryota; Metazoa; Chordata; Mammalia; Pholidota; Manidae. The record is from RefSeq and is a predicted model, not a curated record.